Messenger RNA from Ceratitis capitata (Mediterranean fruit fly), 3356 nucleotides. It is a transcript of the gene Papss, whose product is annotated as bifunctional 3'-phosphoadenosine 5'-phosphosulfate synthase. The record is from RefSeq and is a predicted model, not a curated record. The coding region runs from base 310 to 2187 and encodes 625 amino acids. Gene Ontology annotation, biological process: 3'-phosphoadenosine 5'-phosphosulfate biosynthetic process; sulfate assimilation. Lineage: Eukaryota; Metazoa; Arthropoda; Insecta; Diptera; Tephritidae. Gene Ontology annotation, molecular function: ATP binding; adenylylsulfate kinase activity; sulfate adenylyltransferase (ATP) activity. The transcript has a single exon.
GAAAAACUCUCUGGCAGCACUGGCAUUUGAUUUCCAGUUAUCAACCAUAUGAUUUUUCCAAUUCAUUGUGGCAGCUGAAAAUGGAAAGGUAUUUUUGAAAUUUGUGCCUUAUCAAUAAAACAGGUGACGUUUCAUUAGCAGUAAUACUCGAUUAGUUAGUGAAUAUAAACGUGCGUUGGUAGCGUUUUCAUGUUUUUAACAAGUAGUUGCAAAUAAUUAUCAAUAGCUCACUUAUCGCAAAGUACUCGUUGAUUAGUUUUUAUAAAAAACCGCAAUUUUACUAGUUUCUGCGUUAAAAUAUAUUUAAUAAUGAGUGAGGAAUCGUUAAAGAAAAAGCAGAAAACGUGCCUUCAAGUUGCAACAAAUGUUUCGGAGCAAAAGCACAACGUAACCCGAGAAAUAAGGGGUAAUAGCCUAGGCUUAUGUCGCGGUUUCCGUGGAUGUACCAUAUGGCUAACCGGCCUAAGCGGAGCUGGAAAAACAUCUAUUGCAUUUGAAUUAGAAGCCUUCCUCGUAUUACAUGGCAUACCAGCGUAUGGCCUUGAUGGUGACAACAUACGUACAGGAUUAAAUAAAAAUUUAGGCUUCACACCAGCUGAUCGUCAAGAAAACAUUCGGAGAGUGGGUGAGGUAGCAAAGUUAUUUGCUGACAGCGGUGUCAUCGCUAUAUGCAGCUUUGUUUCGCCAUUUGCUGAAGAUCGCGAAUUAGUGAGGAAAAUUCAUAAAGAUGCUGAGUUGCGGUUUUAUGAAGUGUUUGUGGAUACACCGCUGUCAAUAUGUGAAUCGCGUGAUGUUAAAGGCCUUUACAAAAAAGCGCGUGAAGGUGUUAUUAAGGGAUUUACUGGCAUAACACAAGAUUAUGAAAAGCCGGAAAAUCCUGAACUUAUUAUCAAUACUGAUGGUUAUACCAUUAAAGAGUCUACUCAAUUAGUUAUUAAUCUUUUGCAAGAAGAAGGAAUCAUUUUGAAAAAUCAUGUAAAUUCCAGUGAAAUUACGGAACUUUUUGUAGAGCCAAAAUUAAAAGAAUCGUUGCUACAUGAAGCUGAAUCAUUACAUUCGAUUCCAUUAACAGAAGUAGAUUUGCAAUGGGUGCAAGUAUUAUCCGAAGGCUGGGCGAGUCCACUUAAAGGGUUCAUGAGAGAAGAUAUAUUUUUGCAAACAAUUCAUUUCAAUUCAAUCGCUGUUGAUGGUGACUCAGCUCGUAAGAAUCAGUCAGUACCAAUCGUUUUAUCAGUAGCUACGGAUACUAAAAAUAAACUGGACGGCGUAUCUUCUGUUGCGCUUACUUUUAAUAAUAAACCAAUAGCUAUCUUACGCAAGCCCGAAUUUUAUUAUCAACGCAAGGAAGAACGAGUAUCUCGUCAAUUUGGCACAAGUCAUGAAGGACAUCCGUAUAUAAAGAUCAUUGCAAACGGUGGAGAUUAUCUAGUUGGUGGCGAGUUAGAAGUAUUUGAGCGUAUACGUUGGAAUGAUGGCUUGGAUCAAUAUAGGCUAACACCUAACGAAUUAAGGCAGAAAUUCAAAGACUUAGGCGCAGAUGCAAUCUUUGCAUUUCAAUUAAGAAAUCCUAUACACAAUGGACAUGCGCUACUCAUGCAAGACACAAAACGUCAGUUAAUUGAGCGGGGAUUUAAAAAACCAGUUUUAUUGCUCCAUCCACUGGGUGGUUGGACAAAAGAUGACGACGUGCCGUUGCCAGUGAGAAUAGCUCAACAUCAAGCAGUUUUAGAUUCUGGCGCAUUAAAAGCAGAGGAUACCGUAUUAGCCAUUUUUCCUUCUCCAAUGAUGUAUGCUGGCCCGACUGAAGUACAAUGGCAUGCCAAAGCUAGAAUGAAUGCUGGCGCAAACUUUUACAUAGUUGGCCGUGAUCCAGCAGGUGUACCGCAUCCCAAUAAAGAGCUUUAUCCAGAUGGUAAUCUAUUUGAUGCUACACAUGGUGCACGUGUGCUAAAAAUGGCACCUGGUCUGGAUGCCAUAGAAAUACUGCCGUUCCGUGUUGCUGCAUAUGACAAGAGCAAUUCAUGUAUGGCAUUUUUCGAUCCAACGCGAAAGGAAGAUUUCGAAUUUAUAUCUGGCACUAAAAUGCGUACGUUGGCGAAAACUGGACAAUCGCCGCCAAAUGGAUUUAUGGUGCCGGCAGCAUGGAAAAUCUUAUCGGAGUACUAUCAGACACUAUCCGGACAGUAGAGAACGUUUAUUAGAUAUUGAAAAUAUUUAAAAAAUAACGCAAAUGCACUGUACUAAUUACGGUGUGAAUUAUAUAUUUAUGUAUUUAAUUUACUUUAAUAAUUUCUUAGGCAAAUACUUAAUUUACAUACAUGUAUGUAUACGUUAAUAUGUAUUUUUUUGUGCAAAUUUACUUUUAAUUUUGAUAGCAAAUAUUUACGGCAGCUAAUUUAUUCGAUUUUAAAUCAUUUAGCUUACAAAGUGAAUAUUUAAAUUACAAAAUUUAUAGACAAAAUUGUUAAAAAAAAAACAUUUUUUCAGUGGCAAAUGUCAAUGUAUUGUAUGUAUGUUAUUGCAUAUAGGGAAAUCUGCAAUAGAAUAAUCUGUUCAACAGAAAUAUCUUCUUUAGCUAGUUUAGCUCUUUUCAUUUUUUUUUUUUUGUACAUUUGUUUAUAUAUAUACGCAUGUACAUGCACAGAUUUGCAUUAUAAUUUUAAGUAAAAAGUUCAACCUAGAUUAUGCGUUAGGAAAUAUUCUAUUUUACAAACUUUUUCCAUUUUUAUGUUUUAAUUAUUUAUGUACGCUUGUGUUAAUAAACCUUUCAACAUAUGCUUACAAAUAACAAGUUUUUUGCUUAAAGUUUACAUGGGUUAUGUAUGUACGUAUGUAUGUACGCAUGUAUGUGUGAAUGUAUGUAUGGAGGAUGUAUGUAUGCACGUAGUUCUUGCCUCUGUCAAUAAAAUAAGUCAAACGAUUAAACCGGUUUUUUGUUAAAUUGUAUAUGCAUACAAACAUAUAUCUAUAUGUAUAUUCUGUAGAAGAAUGGUAGUCGCAAUCGCACUUUCUACAAAGAUUUCUCCACAAGAAGACCCAGUUAUGUAAUCAACACUUCUUAUGAGAUUUCUUUUAAUUCAGCAAGCAUAUCUUAAGCCGGUAAUUAUGUUUAUAACGGUAAUAAUUAAAUAUGUACGCUUCUAUUUGUACGUUGAGAAUGCUUUCUAUGUCAAAAUAUGUAUUUAUAUACAUACUAGUAUGUAUGUACACCACAUUCCGAUAUAAAAUGUACUAUUUAUUCUUAAAGCACAAUACAUUUACAUACUUACAGUAUAACACUAAGAAUUUCUAGGGCUACAUUUAACACUGCCGUAUAGCUUACAUAUUUUAAAUAAAGCAGAUAAUAUCAGUUACAU